AUGGCGGAUCCAGUCACCAUUGGUGCUACUGUAGGAUGGGGUGUGUCCGUUGUAGGUUGGCUCGUCUCGCCCAUCAUUUCUAGACUCCUUAACAAAGCUUUCGCCCACCUCGACUUCGAUGCAACGGAGAAGAUGAAUAUACUUGAUAUGCAACUUUUACAACUGCAGCGGGUGACGGAAGUAGUCGACGACAGCACUUACAGGGUUCGCUUGGAGCCACUGUUAGACAAGCUCCGAUCUGCUGUCUACGAAGCCGAAGACAUCUUGGAUGCUCUUGAAUAUCAGCGUCUCGAGAAACAGAUCCAAGAUGCCAACUCAGCCAGCAGUAAGAUGGAUUCGCUGAAGAAGACUCUUCGGUCUGCCAUGCCGAGAUCCCUACUAAAAGAUAAGAUAGAUGGCUCGUGA
Molecule: messenger RNA, 405 nt
Organism: Triticum turgidum subsp. durum (durum wheat)
Lineage: Eukaryota; Viridiplantae; Streptophyta; Magnoliopsida; Poales; Poaceae
Source: the annotation of a GenBank genome assembly